CUGCCGAAACGUAAACGAAACAAACCGUUGUAUUGUGUUUUUAGUUUUGUGUUCAUUUAAAAGUUAGUUAGCGAGUAAAAAUGAGUAAUAGGAAAAGCACAGAUGUCUUCACGCCGCGGAGAUCGUUGCGAAUCAGCAAAUUGGAAAUGUCCAUGAAAGAAGAGGAUCUUCGGACCUCCUUGGGUGGCAGUGCAGUUGCGAGUCGUACUCCACGCCGUCCAACACUGAAGCCGACAAACGAUGAAGAGGAACGACUCUCGGGGCCACAAUCCUCAGAGGAGCAUUCCAGCGGCGGGCUUCCGAAAAACCAGAAAAAACGGAAUAAGAAGUCAAAAAAGCAGAAGGCAAAAGCCAAUCAGAAAAGAAAGCAGGCGAAGAAGUUGCAGACCCAAGACAGUAACAGUGAUAAUGCCGAGGAAGUGCAGGAGAGUAAAGGCUCAGAUGAAGCAUCAGAGAGUGGAGUCGAUAAUUCCCCUGUAGACACUAACAUGUUGGAUGAUGCUGAAGGAGAAGCUCCCCUGAUGGAAACUGUCCCUAGUCCAGUAGGAGUUGAUAUGAAACCUGACGGUACCAACGAAAUUUCCGAGUGCGCGGAUGCGGUUGAUAUUUUGUCUCACUCUCCAAUCUCCAGCAGUACUGAUCGGGAAAAGGUGAUCGAUUUAGUGACACCAGACCUAAUGCAAAGUGAAUCAUUUCCUACAAUUGGAAACUCUCCCCAAAAACAUCCCGAAAGUGAUGCGGCUGACGGUGAGGAACUCCCCGAGGAGGCUGAGCGAGUUUUGGAAGAAACUUUUGAGUUACCUCACUCGGAGACAGGCCUAGCAGAGGAGUCAGCUUGCAUUACGGAUAGCGAUGCAGACAAUGCUUCAGAGAAAGCAACGAGGAUGAAAUCUUCAGUGGGUGAACCUCGUUAUUCGAGUACGCCUGCAAAGCGUUCCUUGGAACGGAGAAGUACGCCCUUAAAGCCAGUAACGGAGAAUUCCGUCGAGAAGGUAAGGACUUCGGACGUUGCCUUAGCUACGCCCAAGCAGUACAUACUCGUGACGCCGCUUUCAGCAAAUCAGCCGACGAAAACUCCGCUGAAGUCAGCUUUGCGGCGGUCACGGCGUUCCAUGUCUGUGGACACUGGGUUGAAUACCACAGCCAAGAAAGGUGUAAUGUUUCACAGUCCUUCGAACACGACCAUUCUCAUCGAUGAGGUGGAUUCAAUAAUGAAGAGUAAAAAGAAACAACCAGCUGUGGACGGUGAAGAAGAGGAAGGCAAAUAUGUUUCCGUUCGAAGGAAGCGAUCAUUGUCUUUGGCAGAAACGGAGGAUGAAAAGGAGUUCAUUAAACAACUGCAGCCAAAUAACGUAGAUGCCUCUCACGCGAAAAAUACCAAACGAGAUCCAACACCAUCAUCUCGUGUUAAAUUGCCAAAUUUCGCGGCCAUACAUCAACAACAAUUUGAGAAAAUGGAAUCGAUAUGGGAUCAUGUAGCGCGCAAAACUGAAAGAGCGAAGGUUCUUUCCAGCUCCAAACCGAAAGAAGAUAAGAGUAAUCUAAAGGGAUCACAAAAGAAGGAAGUUAAACAACCAGGUGAAGCUACGAGACCUACAGCUGCUCCACCGAAAGCACGACAGCGCAUCGAACUUUCAAAUAUUAAAGUGUCUAAUGAUGUAGCCUCUAAGACUGGAACAAAGGUUUUGCCGAACCCUAAUCCGAAAGAAGAUAAAGAAAAAUUGAAUGGAUCGCUGAAAAAGGACGUAAAACGAUUAAAUGCACCUCCGAAGCCAAUAAAUGUACCCUUCAAACCCCGACAAGGGGUUACACUUUCAAAUAACCACGCAACCAAGCCUGUUUUAUCGAAAGCUAUUAAAACUGUUGCCUUGGAGGCUAGAAAGAAAACUCUCACCACUACCAAGUCAACGAAGCCAACAGAAGUUGAGGAGAACAAACCUAGAGCAACAACAGCCCCACUUCAUAAAACUAUUACUGCAAAACCAGCUGAUCGACAGAAAGACCACAUGAGUAUGUAUAAAAGUAGUGGCCAUUCAGUUUCAACGAUUUUGCAAGAUGAACGGAAAGAACAGAAAGGAUACGUUACCGGAGUUCGAUCAAAUCGGAGAUUUAUGCUUCAAAUGCAGCAUCGUGAUCGAAUUAAGUAAUAUGUGAGGGACUUAACUGUGUGACUUCUAAUUUUAAUAUUUUUUUAAUGUAAUUGGUCGAAAUGAAAAUUUAUUUUUAAUCUAACUAUUCAGCUCUCCUUUCUAAUUAUUUGUAUCUAUUAACUAGUAAGUAAAUAUUUUUAGAAUAAAAUGAAUGAGACGUCCAAA
Messenger RNA from Hermetia illucens (black soldier fly), 2315 nucleotides. RefSeq names its product centrosomal protein of 164 kDa-like. The record is from RefSeq and is a predicted model, not a curated record. Lineage: Eukaryota; Metazoa; Arthropoda; Insecta; Diptera; Stratiomyidae. The coding region runs from base 81 to 2147 and encodes 688 amino acids. The transcript is spliced from 6 exons.